CAACGGUAGUCUGGAACUCAACACCCACAACUAGCAUCUCCAUCUCUCAAGCAAGAAUUAUUCCUCCUCCAUAAUACCCGCCUCUCCAAACAGAUCCCUAUUCCCAAUUCCGAAAAUGGUUGCCCACGAAGGUCACGAAAUGAUAUGCAAAUGUCCUUCUUCACGGCCACCAACACUCCGCUCUACUCGGAAGGCUGGACCCCGUCAAGCGCUGGCGCCUACGCAGGAACCUGCAUCUUCCUGAUCCUCCUCGCCAUCCUCCUCCGCGUCGUCUUCACCGCGAGAGCAUGGCUAGAUGCAAAAGCCCAGGCAGCCGCGCUCAAGCGGAGAUACGUCGUGGUGGCAGACCAGCAGACGGUCGGCGACAAGGCCAAUGACGCAUCCUCCAUGACGGGAAUCCUUACUGCCAACGGAGUCGAAGAGCACGUCCGGGUCGUCUCUGCGCCCGUCAGCCACACUCAACCAUGGAGAUUCAGCGUCGAUCUUCCUCGAGCGUUCAUCACGACCAUUGGUGUUGGAAUUGGUUAUCUCCUCAUGUUGGCAGUCAUGACCUACAACGUUGGCUACUUCUUGUCCGUACUCGCUGGUGCUUUCAUCGGAGAGUUGGCACUCGGCAGGUUCGGCCACGGUGCAAUGACCAUGUAACGAAAGAUUUAAUGACAAUGCCCCUCUCUCAUGUUCUGUUAGCAUCUUCCAUUGUUAGCUUCAAUUUUCAAGGCGUUCUCGGGAGUGGAAAGGAAAUCAAGCACAGCGCUUGGCGUAUUCUUUUAUCGUGGGAGGGUUCCCUGUGAAAGGGAAAUGGUUCAGGCUACGUCGUCUAGAUAGAGUGCUGCAGGGUCCAGCAUCUGUAGCCCAACAAGCAUCAAUAUAAUAAUUCUACCUAAUCUCUUACUUUUACUCACGGAAGAUUUGUCU
Messenger RNA from Aaosphaeria arxii CBS 175.79, 915 nucleotides. RefSeq names its product low affinity copper transporter. Lineage: Eukaryota; Fungi; Ascomycota; Dothideomycetes; Pleosporales. Gene Ontology annotation, molecular function: copper ion transmembrane transporter activity. Bases 145 to 645 code for a protein of 166 amino acids. Gene Ontology annotation, biological process: intracellular copper ion homeostasis; copper ion transmembrane transport. The record is from RefSeq and is a predicted model, not a curated record. Gene Ontology annotation, cellular component: plasma membrane. The transcript has 3 exons.